This is a messenger RNA of Trametes versicolor FP-101664 SS1, 1359 nucleotides long. Its product is annotated as 3-ketoacyl-CoA thiolase. Gene Ontology annotation, molecular function: acetyl-CoA C-acyltransferase activity. Gene Ontology annotation, biological process: fatty acid beta-oxidation; phenylacetate catabolic process. Bases 42 to 1292 code for a protein of 416 amino acids. NCBI's taxonomy places the organism in Eukaryota, Fungi, Basidiomycota, Agaricomycetes, Polyporales, Polyporaceae. The record is from RefSeq and is a predicted model, not a curated record. The transcript has 7 exons. Gene Ontology annotation, cellular component: peroxisome.
CUUGUCCUUAGCCGUACCAGUUCCUGUAAACCUCCCCAAACAUGUCUCUUGACCGCGUAAAACAAGUCGUGUCGCAUCUUACGUCUGGCACGACCAAGGGUCGCGCAGCGCUGCUCCAGAAUUCGCCCGACGAUGUCGUCAUUACCAUGGCCAUUCGCUCUCCCAUGUGCAAGGCAAAGAAGGGCGGCUUCAAGGACACCAAGAGCGAUGAGCUGCUUUACGAGAUGUUUAAGCAAGCCGUUGCGCGGUCGACCAUUGACCCGUCGCUCAUCGAUGAUAUUACUGUCGGAACCGCACUGACGGAAGGCGCGCCGUACCAGGCGCGCUAUGCUGCCCUCGCGGCCGGCAUUCCAGAGACAACCCCGGUCCAGACCAUGAACCGGUGGUGCGCCUCGGGGCUGAUGGCCGUCACCGAGAUCUCAAACAAAGUACGUGCUGGGCAGAUUGAGAUUGGUCUCGCGGUUGGCUUCGAGAGCAUGACCGACAGCCCCGACCGUGGUGGGCCUGAGCAGAGCGACGUCGUCAAGGCCUGUCAACUCGCGCGCGACGCCGCGAUGCCCAUGGGCUGGACGUCCGAGAACCUCGCGGAGGACUACGACGUCUCCCGGGACGAGAUGGACGCGUUCGCAGCGAUGUCGUACCAGCGCGCCGAGAAGGCCGACAAGGAGGGCGUGUUCGCGUCCGAGAUCGUUCCCUUCACCGCGUACGUGAACGACGGCUCGGGCCAGCGCACCACGAAGCUCGUCACGAAGGACGACGGGAUCCGGUAUGGCACGACGAAGGAGAACCUGCUCAAGAUCCGGCCUGCGUUCCCGCAGUGGGGCCGCGGGCAGACGACAGGCGGAAACGCGAGCCAAAUCACGGAUGGCGCGGCCGCGGUGCUGCUCAUGAAGAGGCGGAAGGCCGAGCAGCUUGGCCUGAAAAUCUUGGCAAAGCAUGUCACGACUUCAGUCUGCGGUGUUGCGCCUCGCGUCAUGGGCAUUGGCCCUACGGUCGCGAUACCCAGGGUGUUGGAGGCCACUGGCCUGAGCAAGGAGGAUGUUGACGUGUUCGAGAUCAACGAAGCCUUCGCGUCAAUGUACGUCUACUGUGUCAAGAAGCUCGACCUGGAUAUCAACAAGGUCAACGUGAAUGGCGGUGCCAUUGCUCUUGGCCACCCACUAGGCUGCACCGGUGCCCGACAGAUCGCGACGGGCCUCAACGCGCUCGCUCGGCGGAACGGCAAGAUCCUUAUAACAUCCAUGUGUGUUGGAACGGGGAUUGGUGCCGCUGCUGUGUUCGUCGCAGAGUGAUGUAUCGCGUUCAAUUAUGCUUGGGAUUUUCUGUCAUGUAGUUCUGGAUUGUAUUUUACCGACUAUG